Messenger RNA from Bombina bombina (fire-bellied toad), 1168 nucleotides. It is a transcript of the gene XRCC2, whose product is annotated as X-ray repair cross complementing 2. The coding region runs from base 109 to 954 and encodes 281 amino acids. The record is from RefSeq and is a predicted model, not a curated record. Gene Ontology annotation, molecular function: ATP-dependent DNA damage sensor activity; four-way junction DNA binding; ATP binding. Lineage: Eukaryota; Metazoa; Chordata; Amphibia; Anura; Bombinatoridae. The transcript has 3 exons. Gene Ontology annotation, biological process: double-strand break repair via homologous recombination; DNA strand invasion. Gene Ontology annotation, cellular component: Rad51B-Rad51C-Rad51D-XRCC2 complex; replication fork; centrosome.
CCUCAGUUCCCGCCCAGUGUGGGCUGUGUGUGCUAAACUGCCUGAGCUUGGGACGGCGGCUCGCCUGGGAUUAUUCGUCAGGCUGGUAGUUUUUCUCCAGCGCUCAUUAUGAGCAUUGGAUUCCGGAAGGCAGAAUCCGGUACUCAGCUUCUUGCUAGACUGGAGGGACGCGCUUCUCUUAAAGAACUUGAGCCUCUGCUGUUUGCUGAUGAAGAAAGCCCAAUUAAUGGAGAUGUAAUUGAAUUCCAUGGCCCAGAAGGAACAGGAAAGACUGAAAUGUUUUGCCACCUGAUUUCACGCUGCAUUCUGCCAAAGUCAGAAGGGGGUCUACAAGUUGAAGUUAUUUUUAUAGACAUGGACUACCACUUUGAUAUGCUGCGUCUUGUAACUAUUCUUGAACACAGACUAUCGCAAAGCACAGAGGAAAUGGUAAAACAGUGCCUGGGCAGAUUUUUUCUUGUUUACUGCAGCAGCACUGUUCAGUUGCUUCUUACUCUCUACUCUUUGGAAAACAUGUUUUGUAGUCGUCCGUCACUUUGUCUCCUAAUUAUAGAUAGCAUAUCUUCCUUUUACUGGAUAGACCGAAAUAAUGGAGGUGAAAGUAUCAUGAAGCAAGAAGCUAAUUUGAGAAAAUGCAUUGAACUCUUAGAGAAACUCCUCAAAGAAUACAAGAUUGUUCUUUUCGCUUCAACUCAAACAAUAAUGCAAAAGUCUUCAAGGGACGGUGGUGAGGGCGUGUCAAAUUCAUUAAGGCAACAAACUAGUUAUAGUACGGACUUUAAACCCUAUCUUUGUAAAUUGUGGUACCAGAUUACAACUCACAGGAUUUUGUUUUCAAAGGAACCAAGAACUAACAGUGACCAAACAUUUUCUAUAAUGUCAUAUCAUCUAAAAAAUAAAAAUGCUGUGAAGCGCUCAUUUCUUAUUGGAGAACCUGGGGUUCGGUUUCUCUAACAUCUGUCCUGCCUUUCUAAUACAAAGCAUUAUUUUGUUUGUAUGUUUUUAUAUAUUGACCUGAUCUAUUCACAGUAUCUGUGUAUAUAUAUUUUUUUCUACUUUUUAUAAAGAUUGUUACAUUUUUAGUAGCAUCACACAAAUGUCUAAAACUUAAGCAAAUCUUACAAUUAUUUUUUUAAUUUGAUUAAUUAAAUUUUUGUUAUUAUAAACA